AUGAGUGUCAAACUAUAUCUGAAUAAAGAAGAUAAAACUCAAGAAGCAUAUAAAACUUUUUAUUCCUUAAAUGAAUGCCAAUAUUUAAAUGACGAAAUAGGACUAGGCAAACAUACUGAACAAUUCAUGGAAUGUGAUUGUGACGAAGAUUUCCAUGACGGAGUCAAUUAUGCUUGUGGAGAGGAUUCCGAUUGUAUCAACAGAUUAACAUAUAUCGAAUGUGUUAAUGAUCUAUGCACCACUUGCGGGAGGGACUGUAGAAAUCAAAGGUUUCAGAGAAAGCAAUAUGCUCCAAUUGCAAUUUUCCAAACAGAAAAAAAGGGGUAUGGUGUUAGGGCAGAAGAUAAUAUAUCCAGCAAUCAAUUUAUUUAUGAAUACAUAGGGGAGGUCAUUACUGAAAAGGAGUUUAGGAGGAGGAUGGCUGAAUAUGACCAACAAAAGAUUAAACAUUUUUAUUUCAUGAUGCUACAGGCUGGCGAAUUUAUAGACGCAACUAAAAAGGGGAGCCCGGCUCGGUUUUGUAAUCAUUCUUGUAACCCCAAUGCAUAUGUUAGUAAGUGGGUUGUUGCUGGAAAAUUAAAAAUGGGCAUCUUUGCUAAAAGGGACAUUUUAAAGGGUGAGGAGAUUACGUUUGAUUAUAAUGUGGAUAGAUACGGCGCAAUGGCUCAACCUUGUUAUUGCGAAGAACCUACUUGUAUUGGAUUUUUAGGUGGGAAAACUCAAACGGAUGCAGCAAUGUUAUUACCCAAAAAUUACGCAGAUGCCUUAGGGGUUAAAGCUUCCAUUGAGAAGAAAUGGCUUAAAAUGAAAAAGGAAAGGGGUGAAAGUAUAGCCAGAGAUACUAGUAUUAACACCGAAUUUGUAUCUUCAUUAGAAGCGACUCCAUGUAGCACAACGGAGGAUGUUAACAAAGUAAUGAGUGCACUAUUACAGGUGGACGAUAAAUUAUUGAUGGAAAAACUAUUGGAAAGAUUGAUUUCUAUUCGUGACGAGGAUUUACAAUAUCAACUUUUAAGAUUACAUGGGUAUUCUUGUUUCCAAAGGUGUAUUAGUAUUUUAGAAAAUGACUUCAAGUUUCUAGAAGUUUUCCUACGAUUUUUGCUUGAUUUACCAAAAACUACCAAAAAUAGCUUAGUUUCCUCUCAGUUGGAUGAUAGAAUAUUGCAGCUGAAAAAUAUGUAUAUUGCUAAGAAUGUUGAAAAUUCACAUGCCAAUAACGAGAUUGCGUUAUUAUGUGAGAAACUUUUGGCAAAAUGGGAAAAUUUUGAAACAUACACAAGAAUUACCAAAAAAAACUUUCGUAAUAAAGUUGUAGAUUUGAGAAGAUUAAAACUACCUCCUGGCUGGGAGAUUAUUCAUGAGAAUGGUAAACCCAUGUAUUAUAAUGCACAACAGAAAAUGAAAUUACACUAUCCUCCAACAGGUACGAGCAAAACUUUUUCAUCACCGUCUUCGCCACAGCCACUAAUGGUUGCAACAUCUUUUCAAGGAAAUAAAAAUGGUUAUCGUGGGAAAAGGCCCUAUAGUACUGGUGGAGGAAACGACUAUGGUAAUGCUAAUAUUGUGAACAAUGGCAAUAAGAAUAACAAUCAUGUUGAAAACGGAAGAUUUGUAAAACAUGGCAGAUACGAAGAUGAACAUGUAUUGGCAACACCUAAUCAAUUAGAUCUCUCCUCAACCUCUUCUCCUCAUAGUAGGAGUUCAUCGCCACAUUAUACCCACGAACAGAAAUUGAAUUACAAAAAAAAGUUUGAGCAGGAAAAGCUGGAGGAAUUAAAGAAAAGAGAACAUGAUGAGUUAAAAGCUAGAUUAGAUCAAGAAUCUGCAAAAAAAUUGGAGUUGGCCAAAAUUAUUGCGAACGCAAAAAAACAAUCCAAAACAACGUCAAUUCCAUUUCAAAAACAUGUUACCCACGAGAAUGGUUAUCUUGAGCAUGCCAAUUACACUGAUGCCGAAUAUAAAUGGAAACAUUUUUUUGCUAAGAUUGUUCCUAACGAAGUUUAUAGAUAUGAGGCUGAAAUUGGGAAAGACAAUGUCAAAACCUGUUCCAAAGAUAUUGUAAAAAUGUUGACUGAAAGGGAAAUGAAAAAAAGUAUGACACUGAGGAAUCCGCCCAGAGAAGUUAGCAAAGAAAAAAAAACCAAAAUACGCACAUUUAUCAGAGAUUAUGUGAAUAAAUAUAUUUCAAAGUAUAAAAAACAAUAA
Molecule: messenger RNA, 2205 nt
Organism: Saccharomycodes ludwigii
Lineage: Eukaryota; Fungi; Ascomycota; Saccharomycetes; Saccharomycodales; Saccharomycodaceae
Gene: SET2
Product: histone methyltransferase SET2
Exons: 1
Coding region: 1-2205 (734 amino acids)
Biological process (GO): regulation of DNA-templated transcription
Cellular component (GO): chromosome; nucleus; chromatin
Molecular function (GO): histone H3K36 methyltransferase activity; protein binding
Source: RefSeq, a predicted model, not a curated record